UCCAUUCUUUAUUACAUAUAAAUAUAGAGAGGUAUAUAGGUAUAAAAAUCAUAUCGUUGUGAAAAGAUACUUUUGAAAGUUGAACACAAUGUUAGAAACACAAUUUUCCUUGUCGUGGGAGCAACAUAUGUUUAACAUAAGUCACGGUUUAAGUAAAUUCCGCCAGAAUGGUGAAUUUGUGGAUAUGACUUUAGCAGCUGAUGGAUACUUCUUAAAAGCUCAUCAAAUGAUACUGUCCCUUGUUAGCCCAUAUAUCAAAGAUAUCAUAGCUUCAUUACAAUGCACACACCCUGUUAUAUUUUUAGAUAAUGUAUCAUAUAAAACUUUAUGCUCAAUAUUAGAUUAUGUAUAUAAAGGAGAAGUACAAGUUACAAAAGAACAACUAGAUGAUUUAAUAAAAGUCGGCAAAGUAUUACAGAUCAAAGGAUUACAAGAAAUGACGUCACAAACAACAUCCUCAAAUUUACCAUCAAAUUUAAUUGAUCCUAGUGUCAUAGUAGACUCAAAUAGUUCAGAAGAUAAAGAUGAUCCAUUACAGACCAAAGUAGAAACUUUAGAGGAAUCAGAGGAGCAAUUUAGCAUGACAGAUGAUCUGACAAAAAAUGAAUUUAAUAAUAAUCAAGAUCUUUUUGAAAAGGAUGUUGAAUUACAAUUAGAAUGUAAUGACGGAAAAGUGAAUGAUCCAGCUAUGUCCCAGAUAGCUUGCAGUAGUAAUUCUAACAAUGCUGAUAAUUCUUCUUUCAUUAUCAAUCAAGAUAGCAAUGAUUUUCCAACUCCUUUCUUCACAAUAUCAAAUCAGGGCUCGUUGCAGUUGGUAUUAAAUAGGCACUUAUAUUUUCUUAAAUAUAAAAGUACAAGUGCAUCUGGUCAUUCACAAUGGAAGUGCGUAAACUACAUCAACACGAAGUGUCCCGCAUAUGUAAUUACUAAAAAUGAUAAGGUUAUCCAAAGGCAUAUUAGACAUGCGCAUCCAUACCACGAUAUCAAGAUCGCUAAGAAAGUUGCAUCUGGUGAAAUGUUUUCUAGUAUGAGUAACGCUGAAGAAUUUGCAAAAACGAAAAAGGAUUCUAAAUCUAGAUAUAAUAGAGGGAAGAAAAAUUAUACAGAAUAACAGAAAAUCUUGGUCAUUUUUUUUUCACAUUUAAUAUAAGCACUGUUACUCAUAAUACAUAUUAUGUUUAUUUAGUGAAGUAAAUUAAUAGCUGGUAAAUGUUCCACUGCUUGGCUAACACCUGCCCUCCUUUCGAGGUUUUUCCACCACUCUGCUCCAAUUCGAAUUGUGGAUACUUGUGUGGCAGAAUAUCAUCAAUUUGACAUAAAAACAAAUGCAGUUUUGCACACAAUGUUUUCCUUCAAGACCGAGCAGGUAAUGAAUUACAAACAUAAAUGAAGCAAAUAAAAAUUCAGCGGUGCUUGGCUUGAACCCGUAACAGUCGGUUUAGAGGCACGCGUUCCAGCCAUUGCGCCAUCUCGGCUCUAUAAAAUAUUAGUAACCCAUUGUCAUAUGUCCUAACUUUAUUUAAACAGUUCAAUAAAGUUCAGACAGGAAACCUGUAUGACACUUUAAGGUCUACAAGCAACUGCAUGAGUUGUAGGUACAUACAAUAAGGUUUAAUUAAAAUUGAGAAUUAUGA
Molecule: messenger RNA, 1634 nt
Organism: Vanessa atalanta (red admiral)
Lineage: Eukaryota; Metazoa; Arthropoda; Insecta; Lepidoptera; Nymphalidae
Product: protein bric-a-brac 2-like
Exons: 7
Coding region: 89-1111 (340 amino acids)
Biological process (GO): regulation of transcription by RNA polymerase II
Cellular component (GO): nucleus
Molecular function (GO): protein binding
Source: RefSeq, a predicted model, not a curated record